AUGGCCUCAGCUAAGAGAAAAGCCAACCUAAUCGGGCCAAAUCUCGAAUACAUUGAUACCCGACAUGAUUCCGACUCAAAAAGGCAAAAGACGGUACAUCAUGACAAAAGGAAGAGAAGGAAAUCCAACAAGUCGAGAGAGGAACCGGUCCAAGCGCAGUCCUUGCCUUCACAAGACACCGAUACUAGCCAACAAAACACAUCUCAAGAGGAUCCUGUAAUACACCAUCCUGUUCUUUCGGCAUAUUUUCAGACGCUUCUUCCGCUUCGUCAAUACUUGUUGUUGGCCCUUAAAUCAUCAAAGUCGAUCGCCACAAGUUUAAUAUCUCGGAAGAAAAGACUCUCAAGAUUCGGAUCCGAUGGAUCAUUAUUACAUAAUGAGGUGGUACGAUUGUUGGAUACUGUUAUUGUUGGAUUAUUGAAACCAACCAGUGAAGUUGACGGGUCAGAUGCCUUCGUGGAGAAAGCACUAGCCGAGAAACUAAACGCUACACAAGAUGAGAGGGUGGCAAGCUCUCAAAACGAGCUUGUUGAUUGUAGUAUCGCAAUUCUCCUCCAGAAGGCACGGGCAAACCGCAACUGGGCAAACUCGCCGCUUGCGUCUGGCUAUCGAAUAAUCGAUAACAAUGCUCACUCGAAAACUGUCACUAAGUUUCGACAGUUUGGGGUAGAUGUUAUAUCAUUAUUUCCGAACCCUCAUUCUGUAGAGUUUAGAAGUCAGGCUUGGAAAAUGAUCACUGAUAUAGUUGGUCAAGAAACAAUACUCAAGCUCCUAUCUAUGCAGGGGGACAACGAGGGCGCCGUAUUAUUCCCACUUAGCGAUAAAGUGCGACGAGGCUAUCGUCUAAGUUCUAUAUCUACAAAAUGCUACCAACAAUAUCUUGGGAGUGCACUGUCAGAGAUCCAACUUGAGAAGAAAGUCGAGAGGGCCAAGUCAGUAGAGGAUGGGGAUGUGAGCAUAGAGGUAACGUUUUCAAGAAAACAGAAGAAUCUAGAAACCGUACUUCGAAAACCAAGCGAGAUCCGUUUCGUGAGGUCUAGGAUGUUCUACGGAAAACCGGCUAACAACAAGAACUCCGAACCUAAAACGGGACUGCCUCAUAUCCAUGUCCUUAAUCGAUUUUACAAUUUCAAAAAGCGGGACAACAAUGUCCACGUCCUGAAAUACAUAUUUCCCCGAGCAUUCGGUUUGCACAAUGUAUUCACUUCGACUGUGGAUAAACAAGAUACCGCACAGAUAUUCAAAGACUACACCCUCCGAGAGGAUGAAAUAGACUUGAUGAUCAGCAAGUCAAAAGAUGAUAGGAGGCUCAGAAAAAUCUUGAAGAAAAAACAAGAAACAGAGCCUGGUUGUCCAGAUGACAAUGACGAACUUCAUCAUGGGCACGUCACACCACCUAGUCCUUUACCGGAUAUCAAUAGGAAAGAAGGUAGGGCGUAUGAAACGGUGGAGAACUUACCGCAAAGAUUCCGUGGGAGAAUCCCACAUUUGGUGGGAGAACUAGUCCGUCUACAGCGGAGGUGCAAAUACCAUCCACUUUUGCAACAUUAUUGCUCUUCUUCGGUUAUCAAUACUACCGCACCAGACCCGCGCCCCAGGGUUCCAGCCCCCCCACCAUCAACACAGGUUUCACCACUAGCAACAAUGCCCUUUAAAACGCAAGUGAGCAAUCGUCGAACUUCAGGCGGGUCAAGGAGCAAGAGGACGUCACUGCAAGGAACAAUCCCAAUAACCCCUCUCAAAAAAACUGAUCCCGGCGAAAUUAGCCCGCAGGAUCCCAUGUUGCUUUUUACAACCAGCUCGCACAGUGUAUAUGCUUUCAUCAGAGCUGUGAUAAGCAAUAUAAUUCCCUUGGAAUUUUGGGGGACUGGAAAGUCGGUCCUCAAGAACCGCGAUGUUUUCUUUGGUCACAUGGAGACCUUUGUGAAAUUGAGAAGAUAUGAAACUCUGUCACUGCACGAUGUAGUGCAAGGCUUUAAGUUAACGGAUUUCACCUGGCUCCACCAAAAAGAGCCCAAUGCUAAUGGCAAGAUCAGACUUGAUGCCGCAGACACCAAACACUGCACUUCUCUCUUCGCUGAAUUCAUCUACUACCUCUUCGACUCCCUUGUAAUCCCUUUAAUCCGCGCCCAUUUCUAUGUCACCGAGUCGACAACAGACAAAAACCGCACUUGCUACUUCCGCCAUGACGUCUGGCGAAAGCUCACCACUCCGCACGUCAACAAAAUGAUCUCAGUUAUGUUUACGGACGUCACGUCUCAAAGAGCGAGGGCGAUAAUGCAACGGAGAGCUGCAAAAUUUAGCACUGUCAGAUUAUUACCUAAAGUCGCAGGUGUUCGAGUUCUGAGUAACUUAAAACGCAGACCGAUGGAAGUAGAUACCAAAACUGGUCUUAGGACGCUUGGAAGAAGUAUCAAUCAAAUACUCAAACCUAACCAUGCAGCCUUGACAUUUGAGAAGAAUAGACAACCGCAGGCUGUUGGUGCUUCGCUAUUCUCAAUGAAUGAAGUUUUGAGAAAAAUAACCGAAUUUAAAGACCGGCUAGUCUCCCAAGGAGCCUUCGGUAAGCAGAAAUUAUACUUUGUCAAAGUCGAUGUCACAUCUGCUUUCGACACGAUACCACAACAACGGCUACUCGAGGUAAUAGAACAGUUGUACAUGGAAAACACCUACAAAAUCCGAAGACAGGGCCGAGUAGCCUUGGGUUCUGGUAGAGCUGGAGAAGCAAAACCAAAGAUAUCCUUCCCUCAGAUCGGAGAACCCGGUGAUAACGAAGAAUUCUCCAUGGAACGAAACAAAAACAACAUUGAAAAUUCCGGUAUGGAGAAGAAGAGUUUGAUAUUCAUAGAUCGUGUCGCCUGUGUUUAUCAUGAACGAGAUGCAUUAAUCAGAGAGCUCAGAGAACAUGUAGUAAAUAACUUCGUUCAGAUCGGUAAACGUUUUUACCGUCAAAGCCUCGGUAUCCCCCAAGGAUCCGUAAUGUCUACUUUGCUUUGCAACCUCUUCUACGCCGACCUUGAAGCCCAUGAACUCCCGUUCACUCAGGCCAAAACGGGCCUCUUAAUGCGGCUCGUAGACGACUUCCUUUUCAUAACAACAAAUCGGGAUCACGCUAGACGUUUCUCAGACGCAAUGCACACUGGAUUCCCGGAAUAUGGUGUUACAGUCAAGCCCGAAAAGUCAUUAGUAAACUUCGAAGCCGACUUUAAUGGACGGAAAAUCGAAAGAGUGUUUGGGAAUACGCCGGGGUUCCCCUAUUGUGGUACUCUAAUUAACGAAAAGACACUUGAAAUCAGGAGAGACUGGGCUCGAAGAGACGGUUUGCUCGUUAGUAAUCUAUUGACUAUAGAUCAUGGAUCGAAACCUGGUUUGAAGAUGGUGGAUAAAGUUUCUAGUGGCUGGAAACUCCUCUCUAGUGCCAUCUAUCUAAACACAACCAUCAACUCCCGCCCAACGAUAGUGGUAAACCUUUACUGGAGUUUCGUUGACGCCGCCAUGAAGUUUUAUAGAUAUUACCGCGGCCUCUCAUUCCGCCCAAAACAAAUCAGAAGGAAGAAGGCUCCCAAGCGCCCGCAACAAGGAAACGAGAAACAGAUAUUAAAUAUGAUAUCGGAAUUCAUGUCAUUGGCUUAUACCCUUCUCAUGUCUCGGGAGAAACGCGAGUAUGAUGAGGAAGGUAAUGUGAUACCGAAAGAGGGACUGAUAGGAAGGAUCCAGAUUAGGUGGCUUGUAGCGAAAGCGUUCUUGAGAGUGCUGGGGAGGAAACAGACCUUAUUUCCUAAGGUUCUGAAUUGGUUAGAGGGGUGUGUGAAGGCGAGUGCGGGUAAAGUCGAUUGGGUGUUUUAUAAGGCGGUGGAGGAUGAAGAGAUUAACGAGAUAUUUGAUACGAUGAGGUAUUGA
This is a messenger RNA of Orbilia oligospora ATCC 24927, 3900 nucleotides long. RefSeq lists its product as uncharacterized. Gene Ontology annotation, biological process: telomere maintenance via telomerase. Bases 1 to 3900 code for a protein of 1299 amino acids. The transcript is spliced from 7 exons. NCBI's taxonomy places the organism in Eukaryota, Fungi, Ascomycota, Orbiliomycetes, Orbiliales, Orbiliaceae. Gene Ontology annotation, cellular component: telomerase catalytic core complex. The record is from RefSeq and is a predicted model, not a curated record. Gene Ontology annotation, molecular function: telomeric repeat DNA binding; telomerase RNA binding.